Capronia coronata CBS 617.96 is the source of this 915-nucleotide messenger RNA. RefSeq lists its product as uncharacterized. The transcript is spliced from 3 exons. Bases 1 to 915 code for a protein of 304 amino acids. The record is from RefSeq and is a predicted model, not a curated record. Lineage: Eukaryota; Fungi; Ascomycota; Eurotiomycetes; Chaetothyriales; Herpotrichiellaceae. Gene Ontology annotation, cellular component: fungal-type vacuole; plasma membrane.
AUGUCGUCCAACGCGACACACGCGGCCCACGACUAUUGCACCAAAGUCACGCCGCAAUGUCCGGUCGAGGCGACCACGUACGGAUACUAUCCGAAUCUAAGCGUCAAUUCGUUCUUCAUCGCGCUGUUCGGCCUAUGCAUGUUUCUGCAGCUGGGGAUGGGGAUCUGGCGGCGGACGUGGACAUAUAUGGCGGUUGUCGUGAUAGGCUGCUUCGGGGAGGCCGUGGGCUAUAUCGGACGAAUACUCAUGCACAACAAUCCGUGGUCGGGGGCAGGCUUCAAGACGCAGAUCUGCUGCCUCGUGCUCGCGCCCAGCUUCCUCGCCGCCGGCAUCUACGUGACUUUGAAGCACCUCGUCAGCUACUGUGGUGCCGAGAAUUCGAGACUGAAGCCGAGACUGUAUCCCUGGCUGUUCAUCGGCUGUGACUUUGGCUCGAUCGUCCUGCAGGCCAUUGGAGGAGGUAUUGCGGCGGCCGCUGGUGAUCACCCCACCGACAGCGGCCGCAAGCUGCUGGACGCCGGCAAUGCGUUGAUCGUGGCCGGUAUCGCGUUCCAAGUUGCGACCAUGGCCGUGUGCGGGUUGCUGAUGCUGGACUUCUUCAUCCGCUUUCAGAGGGCCAGGAAGGCCCGGUCGACCACCUACUCCGAGAGCGAAUACGAGAAGAACCAGGGCCUGCAGAAGCCGUCGCGCAACUUCCGCAUUUUCUGUUUCGGCAUUGCUCUGGCUUUCGUCACCAUCUUCAUUCGGUGUAUCUAUCGUCUCCCCGAGAUGGCUGGUGGGUGGGGGAACCCUCUCAUGCAGGAUGAAACCGAGUUUCUCAUCCUGGAUGGAAUGAUGGUUGGCAUCGCCACCGUGGUCAUGACACUGUUGCACCCUGGCUUCUUCUUCGAGCCAAUGAGGAAAUUCAAGAAUUGA